Molecule: messenger RNA, 117 nt
Organism: Eimeria acervulina
Lineage: Eukaryota; Apicomplexa; Conoidasida; Eucoccidiorida; Eimeriidae
Exons: 2
Source: RefSeq, a predicted model, not a curated record
CUGGAGAAGCAAAUCGCAGCAAGACCAACCCCCCACCUUCUAUGUACACUGGGAGAUUUGGAAGCCCCCCAAAACCGACAGAGAGCGGAAGAUCUCUACAAGGAGGCUUGGAUUUAG